Pterocles gutturalis (yellow-throated sandgrouse) is the source of this 2238-nucleotide messenger RNA. RefSeq names its product MICAL C-terminal like (gene MICALCL). The record is from RefSeq and is a predicted model, not a curated record. The annotation marks the transcript as partial. NCBI's taxonomy places the organism in Eukaryota, Metazoa, Chordata, Aves, Pterocliformes, Pteroclidae. The transcript has 9 exons.
UUUCACUUGGUUUGGGCCAAGCUGCCUUUGCCCAUGGGAAUGGCACAGGAGCGCAGUGAUUUCAAUAGCGAUCAGAUCUGUGCUCGAUCCACUGCCAAAGCACAGUGGGGUCACUCCUCGCAGCUGGGGCUGUGUCUAGGUUUCCCUUUACUGUCCAGCAAGAAACCUGGGCUGCACUGUAAGGACAGCUCGGCCAGCUGCCAAAGCGAUCCGGGAGAGGAUCACUGCCAAACACAGUUGGCUUCUUACAAGAAACCAUCCGAAGCUACAAGAGGACAUUUCAAACCCUACAGCCCAGUAUUUCAAAGAAAAGAAAAAGCCGGGGAGGUGUCUGAAGACAUCCGUCUCUAUGUGCCCCAUUGUCCUUUUCAGAGCAGCACCAGAGGUUCUCCACGGACCCCUCCUAGGAAUGGGAUGCUGGCUUCUGACUUUUCUGAGCCCGAAGAUACAGAUGGUGACAUUGGGGCAUACACAGCACAGGGCUGGAAGGAAAAAAAACAGAAACAUAUCUCUGAACCAGAAGAUUUUAACAGGAAGACAAAAGUGCUGUCACCUCUGGAUUUGAAAGAGAAAGGUGACAAAAAUACAAGGCACUCAGAAGAAAAGCUUGAUCAAGACUUAGAGGCAAAAAAGAUGCUGGUGCUCUGUACUCAAGAGCGACCCUUGUCGUAUGAUUCCAAUGGGACAGACUUAGGUGGAACCUGUCUGGGGUAUCGAAAGAAAGGAGCGCUGGGGACUUCAGGGGAGAAGGAUGCUGACAGGAGAAAAGAUGUAUUCAACCUAUCUGCUUGUCCUGUGCCUCUCUUAUUUGCAGAUGGUGCUCCAACAGCUUUGUCAGUUGACGCAAAAGAUGCUCUGAGGAGUCCAGCUGCAGUUGCCAGGGGGCAUGCAGCUGGUCAGCCAAAAUCACCCCUGAGGGUCAUAGCCAAUGCAAUCAAGAAGUCCAUUUUAGAGCCUCUAACCUCGUCUCCAGAAGGACUAAAGCAGGACUCAGACAGCAAAGUCAAAGCCUCUUCAGAACAAACUUUCUUCAUCUUCCCCAGUACUCCUGGCUAUUCCCUAAGCCAAAGGAACAGUAACAAUAACAGUGCAAAUAACACUCAGCCACGGGAGCUUAAAGUGAGGGAGGGGGCAAGAGAGGAUUUAGGAAAUGGGAACCCUCUUUCAAAUCCACCUCAUUUGUCCAUCAGCUCCGAAAAGAGAUCUCUAAGAGAUCACAGUGAGGAGGUAUCCUUCCCAGUCUACAGUCCUCACACCAGGUCUUCCAAGGUGACCGGUACACCUCUGAAAUCACCUUGCACUAGGAUGGAGGACGUCCCAGGACUCCUAGAAAAGUUUACCUUUAAAGAGACUCCUCCAGGGGCUCCCAUGGAUGACAUAUUCAUCUGUAAGGAAAAGUACCUCCUGCUUUCAUCUCCAGAGCGCAAGAACACCUCCAAGGACAAUCUGGAUGACUCUGCACAGAAGGGUAGUCUUGGGUUGCUCUUUGAUAGACUGAGAAGUAAAGUUUGUGACAGAGAAGUUAAUUCCUUCGUGCCAUCUCUGCCUUUCAUGAAAGACCGUUCUCCAGAAUACAGGCUACGUUGUCCUUCCACAGGAUGUGAACACCUACAUGUCAGAAAACAAGCUAUCGAGUAUUCUACUUCUUCCUCCGAUGAUGAAUUUGAAUCCAAGUCUUCAUUAACAUACAAGGCAAAAAGGACUCUCAGAAGGAGAAGGAAGCUGGAGAAGGAGACAAAGCAAUUGAUUAAACAAGAGGAGCUGAAGAGGCUUCACAAAGCACAGGCAGUCCAGCGCCAACUAGAAGAACUGGAGGAAAGACAAAGAGCUUUGGAGAUUUUUGGUGUCAAACUGGAGAGAGAACUAAGAGGAGAAUCAGAUUCAGGCACAAAGGAUGAAACUCAGAUGCUACAUGAAUGGUUUGAGCUGGUCCUGGAGAAGAAUAAAUUAAUGCGUUAUGAGUCUGAGCUCCUGAUUAUAGCCCAAGAGCUAGAACUGGAGGACCACCAAAGCAGGUUGGAACAAAAGCUGAGAGAGAAAAUGGCCAUUGAUGACAGCCUUAAAGAUGAGAUGGAUCUGAAUGAGGAGGACGAAAUUUUUACUGAGAUGAUGAAAGUGGUUGAAGAAAGGGACAAACUCGUGGCCACCUUAGAGGAGCAGAGAUUGAAAGAAAAAGCAGAAGACCAGCACUUUGAAAGCAUUAUAUUAUCCAGAGGCUAUAAACUGAGCAGGAUUUAA